AUGUAUCCAUUCUGCAAGGAUCCUAGACGCUUGGAGCUGAUCAACGUGCUCAUGAUUAUGUUAUGGGUUUUCGACGGUAACACGGCAGGAAAAGAGAUGCACCACGCCACCUUGAAUACGGAAUACUGGCUGAAACCGCCGAAAGAGUGCGGAAACCUCGGCGAGUAUCUAGCCUAUCGCCACCGAAACGUUGGUGCAUUGUUUGUCUGGUCAUGUGUAAAGUUCAGUUUGGAUCUCAAAGUGGACAUUUCGGAUCCGCGUAUCGCGGAAUGGCUUGAGUGGGCUAGUAUGCAUCUGGGCAUGACAAACGAUUUGUACUCGUGGGCAAAAGAGGCAAAAGAUCAAAGUGAGGAGCAGGGACCAGCAAACGCAAUUUUUCAUCUCAAACAGCUCUUGUCCCUGGAUGAGCGCCAGGCCGUUGAGAUGUUAUACUGUAUGAUCCUACAGAAGGAAGCAUUGAUGUACGAACAGUUGCUGAGCUGGGAAAACGAGUGCUCAUUUGACGACGACAUGUGUGCGUUCUUAAGGGGAGUAUGGGGUGCGCUUGCAGGACAUGUAUUGUACAGUGCGACGUGUGCUAGAUAUGCUGGAGAGCAAGGCAAAGUCGUACCAGAAUGA
Bipolaris sorokiniana ND90Pr is the source of this 618-nucleotide messenger RNA. RefSeq lists its product as uncharacterized. The transcript is spliced from 2 exons. The coding region runs from base 1 to 618 and encodes 205 amino acids. The record is from RefSeq and is a predicted model, not a curated record. Lineage: Eukaryota; Fungi; Ascomycota; Dothideomycetes; Pleosporales; Pleosporaceae.